This is a messenger RNA of Neolamprologus brichardi, 576 nucleotides long. Lineage: Eukaryota; Metazoa; Chordata; Actinopteri; Cichliformes; Cichlidae. The record is from RefSeq and is a predicted model, not a curated record.
AUGACUGAGUUUUACAUUGUCAUGGACUUAGAGGUCUACCUGCUGUCUCUGAGCAUGGAGGACAGGCGUCAGUACUACUGGACAACUGACUAUAAGCCACUGGGUGAGAUCUCAGUGUGGACUCCCACUGCAGGUGGUUCGCAGCCAACUGACUACAAGAGGAAUGAAAAAUUGGACCAGAAGAUUUCCCUUUAUAACGGCGACAUCACCAAGCUUGAGAUAGACGCUAUAGUCAAUGCAGCCAACAACACUCUGCUCGGUGGAGGUGGAGUGGACGGAGCGAUCCACCGCGCUGCUGGUCCCAUGCUAAAAAAGGAGUGUGCUUCGCUCAACGGCUGUAAGACGGGAGAAGCCAAGAUUACCUGCGGCUACCGCCUUCCUGCAAAGUAUGUGAUUCACACAGUGGGGCCGAUUGCACAAGGCGGAGUUGGAGAGGCGGAGGAGAACGCGCUAAGAUCGUGCUACAGAAACAGCCUCGAGACGGCGACCGAAAAUGGUGCUCGUUCUGUGGUGAGAAUGAAUUUGAGACAGCAAUUUGAACUGAUGCUGAAAACGGGGUAACACAGGAGGAUUGAG